This is a messenger RNA of Symbiodinium necroappetens, 7050 nucleotides long. NCBI's taxonomy places the organism in Eukaryota, Dinophyceae, Suessiales, Symbiodiniaceae. The record is from the annotation of a GenBank genome assembly.
AUGCUGAUGCGACAUGGUCUACUGCUACUUGUGGAGAUCUCGUUCGCAACAGCCUUUCGCCCGUCGCUGUUGGCCCGCGGCAAUGCCUCCGUUGCGGAAGUGCUGCCACCGCCAGCACCUCCAGUGGCACCGCCUUGUGUAGUUUGCAUCAAGUCGGCUUCGCAUUCGACGCCUUUUCAGUCUGCCACGGUGAUCCAGACCCCCCGAAAAUUGCAGCCCACGCUGGAGAAUCUUCGGCGGAUGCUCGAGCUCGGUGCCUUCACCUUGGCAUGCUUCUGUGUUCUGCAGUGGAGGGGUUCAGCGACGACGACCAGUCAGCCCAUUCAAAGUCCGCACCUUGACCUCGAUGCCUCGCUCACCGUCUGUGGUGUGGGCCGGUACCAGCUGACCAUUGUGCUGGCCAUCAUGCUCGCUUGGAUGGCUGAUGGUGCGGAGAAUGUGCUGCUUCACAACAUGUCCCCGCACCUGGUAGAUGCACUGGAUACAGACGAGAUCAGCUUGGCCGACCUGCGCAUCUUCUGCCACAUCGCCAUGGCGUGCUCAGCAUUCCUCAGUGGGUCCUGCGCAGACAGCUUCGGUCGGCGUCCUGUCUUCUGUAUCUCAUGUCUUCUGGCUGCCACGUUCUCAUUGCUUUCCAUCUUUGCACCUGUUUUUUGGAUAUUCUGCCUUUGUCGCGUUCUGACCGGCGUCGGCUUGGGGGCCCUCGUCGGGACGGAUGUAGCACUGCUUUGUGAGUUCUUGCCCGUGUCCAAGCGAGAGUGGGUGGUCCCGUUCCUGUACGUGGGAUAUGUUGUGGGACGACUCUACGCAGACUUCUGCACUGCCAAAGUCUACCUGCUGUUGGGAACUGGUGCCCCAUUCCUUCUUUGCAGUGUGCCACUGGUGCUUUCUUGCCUUCUGCGCUUCGGCCUGCACGAGACGCCCCAGGCCCUCCUUGCACGAGGCUUAGUCGGCCACGCCAAGUUUGUUCUCACGGCAGUGGCUCAGACAAACGAGAGUGCCAGGAGCACCUCCUGCGUCAUCACUGGUGGCCGACCAGUGAAGCAACACCAGGGUCUGGACUUCCGAAAUUGCCUCAAUGCUGGCUUCCUGGCUGCCGUCCGACAGAACCACCUGGAGCGAGUGUUGGCUGUCUCCAUCUUGGCCGUGGCAGUGGCACUUGGGAGGCUCCUGGAUUCCGUCACGCCCGAGCUCGAGGCGCACUUCAACCUGCACGGCAACUCUUUUUCCAGUCCGGUGUGGUUCGCUGUUCUGACCUGUUUGUGGUGUGCCUUGAGCAUCGGGAUGAUGCAGACGGGCUUCCUGGCCUGGGACAUCUUCAUUGGAGGUUGCCUCAUCUCGCAAGGAGUGUUGCUGGCCUUCUCUUAUCUUUGGCAGAUCGCGUCGCCGGGCUGGAAGAGCUUCAAUUUGCUCCUUGCUGCGUGGGCCAUCGCUGAGGGCAUGACGAGUACGCCGUUCUACGCCAUCUGUGUCCGGAUGUUCCCAGAGAAUGCGCGUGCGACUUCCAUGGGACUUGUGGACGCCUUUUUCAGAUCAGUCGUGGCACUUCAACCCUUUCUUGCAGCGGACCUUCUCAGCAACCUUGGGACAGCUCUGACGGCUGCUGUGCUGGGGGCUUGCUGGCUCUUGGCGGCGGCUUUGGCUCUGCUUCUGCGCCGCCUCUGGGAGGCCUCGGCCGAGGGACGCCGAGGGACGCCGAGGGACGUAGGACGCAGAUUUCAGACGCAGAUGGACGCGCACGCGCCGCGGGGGGCCUCUUCUGUCAGGCCUGACUUGCGCGAGCAGCUGAGCUCAUUCACGUUCGGACCAAGCGGGCGCUUGGCUUUCUACGAUGUUCUAUGCAGUGCAGAGAGCUUCGCGAGCUUCACAGGUGCCGGCCUCCCGAGCUGGGAGAGUCUGGCGCGGAUCCGGGAGUCCGAGGCCUUGAAGCAAAUCGCUUCGGAACUGCCGACGGCCAACCUUGAUCUCAAUGCACCGAGCCCACACCUGCAGGCGGCCGGCUUGUUAGAGAAGCUCACGGAGCCCAAGAGCCAAGGCGAUAGCCACUUCAGGCUGCUUCUCGAAGAUCCCGGCCGGUAUGAGCUGCAUCCACAGCUUGCACCGAUGGUACUAAGGGCGUUUUACCGAUCUUGGCCAGCGCGCCAGGAGACCGGGGUGCAUGGUAACUUCGAGGAUCUUGCUACGGCUGUGAAGAUCAUGUUGUCAGGCAUUGACCAGUUGGCCCUCCUAGCGCUGGAGAGCACAGGGAGCCGCAUCGCAAUGGAGCUGGACGUCGUCAUCGUAGGCAAUGGGCCCAGCGGCUUGGCUGUCGCCUCGGCGCUGAGUGGCUUGGUGCCGCAGGUUGCCGUGGCUGCGAAGCGCAUUUCGGACCCUGCGGCCCGGAUCCAAGUGGCCGUUGCACACGCGGCCGCGAAGCUCUCCGGCAAAACUCUUGACGAGGUUCGCUUGGACACCCUGGCUGCAGGGAUCCAGCGACGCUGCCUAAACCCCACGGUACCCGGCCAGUUCUUGUGGGCCUUGCGGGACUCCGACAAGACAGCUCUGAAUGCCCGCGUGGACGAGAAGAUGGCCCAAAUCGAGGCUUCCAUCUGGCAUACGGCCUCGCGGUGCCUGGUACAUGUGAACUUCGCUUCCUUGCUCGUGGCCACAGUGGACUACCAAAUCGAUCCUGGCUUCACGCGCUUGAUCUUUGUCGCGGCUCUUGCUGUCCUGAACAUCCUCUACUUGCGGGGUGCAGUAGAAACACUGGAGCAGACUCGAACCCGAAUUCGCAGCGUUUGCGUGGCGAUCCACUGCAUUGUCGUCCUAGUUACUGCCUCCUGUGCUUGGGAAAGCAAGGAGGAUUACCUGGGACGCUCCGGCAUCUGCGAAAUUGGUCAGAUUGUCAUAGCUUUGGUCUUCCCGAUGCAGAGGAUAACGUCAGCUUUCGUGGUGGCAUUUCUCGCAGCACAUGUGUUUGCUGCACUCGGUGCCUGUGGCCCAUCUGCUAUCACCGGCUGGUUUGUCGUGCAACAACUCGUGCAGAUUGGUGUGGUGGUGUCGGUGCCGGUCGUCAUGCGGAGUGUUGUGCGAGAACAUGUCAAAGCAUCCUGCGACUCGCAAGACUCCGAUUCGCUUGCGACGGCAUUGUCUUACGUGCUGAAGGGUGUUUCAGACGGACAUGUUCUCUUAGACUGCAACUUCAAGAUUUGCGGAGAUGCCAGCUGCCUGCAGCGACUGCUCAGAACGCAUGACAACUUCAGCGGACGCAGUUUUGUGGAUCUGGUGGCCGGGGCUCCGUCGCAAAAGCCGUUUGCCAAGUUCCUCGCUGAAGGCGGAGAAGUUGAGGCCAAGGGUGGCAUGCCACAUUGCGCACGGGUGCAUCUGUUAGACGGAUCGGGCGAGCACGUGCCGGUAGAUAUCGUUCAUGCAGUGGUGCCCGAGCUCUAUGGCACCGGCCGCACCGCGACCCACCACGUGCUAGUCAUCAAAGAGGAUUCCGAGGCCCGAGCGUCUCCGUCUCAGAGUCCGGUCUGGGAAGACUUGCCCAACAGGCAAGACAUCCGGAAAGAAGCGAUAGCAAGCAACCAGAGAACGAGAGAAGAGAUCCUCCAUCCUCUCCGUGAGAUUUCCGAGAUGACUCUGCUGGUCAAUGCUGGCACGGAGCUCAUCGAGAUAGAACAAGCCGUGAUGCAAUAUGCUCCGAAUGAUGAAGAAGAUGCCACAACGCUUGGAGUGCCGAACUUGCAUGACUGGACGUGCCCGUCGGAAUGGCAUGCAGUCAAAUCCAAGCUCCAUCAAGUCGCUCGUGCUGUAGGUCAGUCUCAGUCCCGACGGCCCAAAUCAGCAACGCUGCCAUCCAUGUCACUGCAUCUUCCAGGCGACGUCUACCUGCGAGCAAGGAGUGUUUCAAUCAAGCCUGCUUGCACGGGCAUCGUCCAAGAACAGGAACCUGCCCUUCUGUACUUGCACCUCUGCAAGUUCAACAAUUACCGCCAAAGGCGGUUGACGGAGUCUCAAAUCCAGGGACAAGCCGAAGCUGCUGCGUUGGUCGAUGCUUUGCGAUAUCCAGAAGGCGAUGGCCGCGGCCGUUCGCUCCUGCGCUCCACCAAGCAGCCGGCCCUACGGCAUGCGGUGAUCGGCUGCAGUGCACCAGGGGGCAGCUGGCAGUCCAUGUCUCCUUCCACCGUGACACUAUCUCCAGGCUCAUGGAUGGACCUUCCAGGCUAUUCCCUGGAAGAGCAUCUGAAAAGCAACAGCUCGAAGGAGGCACGUCAAUUGCUCCAGAAAGUGAGUGCAGAGGCCCUCGCAGCUUCGCGCGUGCCGCGGUGGCUUGUGGCAGAAUACUAUGUCGAAUAUGCACGCAGAUUACCGUCCUCUUUCAUCAAUGGGAACGUGACGGACAUGGUGCCGGAGGGAGACUCGUGGAUUUGCGACAAGGUGAAAAAUGUUGGAUGUAGUUACCACGAUCUCACAGGGCCCGUCUACGAGUCUGCACCGAGGCCUUGGAACUUCACGUGCGUAGGUGUCAGCUACGUCAGCUUUCUUGGUGCGUGUCAGACUCAUGGAGGCAUCAGCGUGGCGGACUCCUGUGGUCCCAAGCUUGAGGUCAAGGACAUCGAAGACCUCCGUGGCCGACCACCAGGGAUGCAGGGCCCUUGUGAUCCCGUCAGCGCUAUCAAGAACCGAAUCAAGGACGAGCGACGCAUCUCCGUGUUUCGGCAGCAGCUCCUGCAUGGUAGCAGGGUCCUCUCCGAAGACACGGAGUGGGAAGAAGUUGAAGCUUUUCACGAGAUACAGAUUAUCUUCAUGGACUACGUGGAGGAUUACACAUCGAAGCUUCUAGCAGCGGCUGCUGCAGGCGAUGCCAAAGAGGUUGCCGCCAAAUUGCUCAACUUCCAGACGCCCGACGCUGCAGAUGAGCGUGGGGAAACAGCGGCGUGGAAGGCCAGUCGGGGCGGUAAUUUGGCCGUCCUCGAGACUUUGAGGCACGCCUGCGCAGAUUUUGACAAGCCAGAUGAUGACGGGGUCACGCCUCUGCACAUCGCCUCGAGAUACGGGCAAGUGGAGUCCAUGCGCUUGCUGAUCGACUGUGGGGCGGACGUGAAUGCUGUGUCCCGAGACGAUGUGGCGCCACUGCACAGCGCUGCCCAAAACGGGCAGCAGGAGGUGUUGCUGUGCCUCAUCGGAGUUGGUGCCGAUGUCAACAUCACAGGACCACACGGCGAGACACCGCUCUUCAUUGCCGCGGAGUAUGGCAGACUGGAGAUCGUCCGGUUGCUCGUGAAUGCUGGUGCGCAGAAGAACCAAGCUGCGAGUGACGGCGAGACGCCACUACUCAUUGCAGCCGUCAACAACCAGUGGCCCAUCUUCCGAUACUUGGUGGAGCACGCCGCGGAUGUGCAGCUGGCAGCUUUGGACGGGACCACUCCCCUCUCUAUCGCAACGCAGAGCGGAUCGCUAGAAGACGCGCGUCUUUUGGUGGCUGCAGAAGCAGACGUCGAAGGCAGCGUCUGUGGCGGAACACUGCUGUCCAUGGCAGCCAAGCAUGGGCAGCUGGACAUGGUUCAAUUUUUGGUGCAGGCCAGGGCUGACAAGGACAAAGUGGGCAAGCAUGGGGCGACUCCGUUGUCGGUCGCAGCCAAGUAUGACCAGCUUAGCUCGGUUCAGUACCUCAUCGAAGCUGGUGCCGACAAGGACAAGAUCGGUCUUCAUGGAGCCAGCCCGCUGUUCAUUGCUGCCAAGUACGGUCAGGUGGAGAUGGUUCGCUUCUUGAUCGAUGCCCGUGCCAACAAGGACCACGCCGGUCCGAGUGGAAUCACGCCACUUCAAGUCGCAGUUCGGAGCGGCGUGGCCGACACUGUUUCGGUCCUGGUGGAGUCAUCAGUGGAGCUGGACAGGCCGGGGCUUCAUGGCGCCACAGCGCUGUUCAGUGCUGCCCAAGAUGGGCACCUGAGGAUUGUGCGUUGUUUGGUCCAGGCCAAGGCUGACUUAAAUGCACCGGCAGAGGAUGGUGCCACGCCCCUUUUCAUCGCGGCCCAAAGUGGCCACUUGCAGACGGUCGCAUUUCUUGCCAAAGCAUCGGCCGACCUGAAUAGGGUUGGACAGCACGGCGCGACCGCUUUGUUUAUUGCGGUGCUUAGUGGAGAGCUGGAGAUGGUCCAGUGUUUAGUGGAGCUACGGUCCAGCCUGGAUGUGGCAGGCAAAGAUGGUGCCACGCCCCUGUUCGUAGCUGCCCAAGAGGGGCAGCUCGAGAUGGUGCAAUGCCUGUGCCAAGCAGGUGCUGACACCGAGCGACUGGCUGCAAAUGGCCAGUCUGCUUUGGAUGCUGCAGCCAAUGCAGUGGUACUGGCCAUGGGCACUGCGGACCUUCCCGAGACAUUGGGCAUUCCAGGUGAAGAUUUGGCCUGGGUCACGCACCGUCCUCCCAUUCAUUCUCCGGUUCUCAUGGAGAAGAUAGGUCACCUGUUAGUGGUGGGUGCCGGCCUGAGUGCGGCCGAUGCCAUCCUGCACGCACUUCGCCGAGGCAAGGUGCGGAUCACCCACGUGUUUCGCGGAAAGGCGCCGAGCACAAAGGUCGGGAAAAUGUUCGGCACUCACACGGGGAACGGAAUGUACGAGGAGGAGGAGUGGCUCGCGCAGCUCAUGACUGGAGCAGUUCAAGACGAGCGCUACACGCCUUUGGCAGAGUCGGAGCUCCUGGAAGUCCAGGACGACGGGAGCUGCCGAGUGCGUGGACCAACGCAAGAGCUGCUUUACGUUUCUGAUGUUUCCGUCGUAGCACUUCUGCUUGGAUCCACGCCGCAGCUGAGCUGGCUACCGGCGUCUUUGCGCCGUGCCGCCUUGGAACGCCCAAGAGCUCCGAAGCACCGCACGGACGGUCAGCUGAGCAGUCACCCGCAGUUCUUGGCGAUAGACAAGGCGACCUUCCAGCUGGCUGACGCGGAGACGGGGAAGGUGCUUUCCCCGAGCGUCUUCGACACUCGGACACUUUCGAAUGAGUGCAGGGGGGGUCUGCUUGUGUCUUGCGAUACUCUUCAUUGUGGCAUUCACCUAUAUGCUAGUCCCUAG